AUGAGCGAAUCUAAGCGCGGAAGGAAAUCUAUCAUGGGUCUUCUAGACCUAACAAACAUCAUUGAUUCCUCACCAGAAAGUGCCGACUCGGGUGGAACUCUCAGAAGGUCCUUGAGAUUACGCCGCAAAUCCAUAUCUGCAGCGUCCCAUGGUGAACAAACACACCCAUCUAAAAGAUAUAGUCGAAAGUCAGUGAUUAAUCCGCAAACUCAUGUAAGUGCGUCUGCUACGUUGAAUAAGUCGCCUAUGUUUAUUUUUUUCAUUCCUUCACAGUCCCAGUGGAACAUAGGGCCUCAAGCUUGAGGCUUGAAGUUUCUGUAGCAGCGUUUAUUUUUACAGGAUGGGGUCCCCAGCAGAAUGGCAAGGGUUUAAUACUAAACACAUGUUCAACGUCAAAUUACUUUGGGUGUGCAAGAAUGAAAAUAAGUCAGCACACCAAUAUAAGACGACAGCACGUGGGAAUACUGAAGACUUUGAAUGGAAAUUACAUACAAGUCUUAGAUGUUUAAUUUUUAAGCUCUUGUUGAAGAUAAAUGCCUGGAAAGGAAGAUAAAGUACGAAAUUGCCACUGACACGAUCCAUACCAAGAAUCAGCUUUUCUGCAACCAAUGGUACAGACGACUUUAACUUCACAGGCAUUUACGUCAAGCCUUCUUAUGCUUCGUCUUGCUUACAAAUAUGUCGUUAAUUGCAUUUUGAACGCUCCAGUGUCCAUGGAGCUCUCCCUUACACAGAAUGCAUACUUCUAACAGUUUAGAGCUACUAUCGUGUGUGACACCAUUCAAAAAGUCAUAAGAUAUUCCCUCAGAGAAAAUCUCUGAUGAUUCCUGGAUCUGAAAUCUUAUUUUCCCUACUCAAUAAAUCAUACAUGCGCAUAAGUCAAGGGGGUUCAAGGUGUCACACUUACUCUUACCUAAUGCACCACAUUGCUCCCUCACUUGCAUUAACCGCCAGACCAAUAUCCAAUGCCCAAAAUCGAUCUUUACGAGCUAUUGUAAGCCAAUUUGACUUCUUUGUGUUCGCUUUUUGGUAGUGAAGCAAACUUUCGCGGUCCUCAGGAAGCUCCUUCGCAGUUCGUCCCGCCACUCGACUAAUGUAGCCUUGGCUGACUCCCAGAAGAUUGGUGGGGAGACUAGUUUAUGUCGCAGCUGUUAUUUUCUGAGUAUUAGGUUUACCAUUCUUAUGUCGAAUCCUAACUCCUUAGCAGUUGUAAUAA
This is a messenger RNA of Trichobilharzia regenti, 1216 nucleotides long. NCBI's taxonomy places the organism in Eukaryota, Metazoa, Platyhelminthes, Trematoda, Strigeidida, Schistosomatidae. The record is from the annotation of a GenBank genome assembly.